AAGAAACUAAACAUUUUAUGGGAUAUAUUUAAAAAAUUUAUUUAUUUUUUAUUUUUCAAAAAAUCCUUUAUAAAAAAUAUUAAAACUUUUAAUGAAUAUAAUAGAAUGAAAGCUUAUGAUUUAUAA
Molecule: messenger RNA, 126 nt
Organism: Vairimorpha ceranae
Lineage: Eukaryota; Fungi; Microsporidia; Nosematidae
Exons: 1
Source: RefSeq, a predicted model, not a curated record